AAAAAAUUGACAACACAACUAUUGCACACAGUAUCUGUUUACUGCAUUCAACAUUGUUAUCAUCGAUCAUCUUUUUUGAAAAUAUGAUCUUUAGACAACUCUUCUCUGCUGAUACAUGCACUUAUACAUUCAUUUUGGGAUGUGAAGAGACUGGACAGGCUGCUCUCAUUGAUUCAGUCUAUGAAGAAUUGGCCAGAGAUGCCAAAUUGGUUAAGGAAUUGGGACUCACUGUUACUCAUUUACUUGAAACUCAUGUUCAUGCUGAUCAUGUAACUGGUGGUUUGGAGAUGAGGAAACAACACUUUCCACAAGCUACUCAAGUAUAUAGCAUUCAUUCGGGAGUUAAUUUCAGUGAAGGAUUGACUUUGGUCAAGGAGGGAGACGUUAUUCAAGUUGGUUCCUCUGUAAAGCUUCGUGUGUUGGAAACUCCUGGACACACCAAUGGUUGUCUCACUUUUUUCACUGAAGAUAAGACAAGGGUCUUUACUGGAGAUGCCUUAUUCAUUAGAGGAUGUGGAAGAUGUGAUUUCCAACAAGGAAGUGCCUCCAAAUUGUACGAUUCCAUCAUGAAGAUUUAUUCAACCUUACCUGAUGAGUGUAUUGUCUAUCCUGGACAUGAUUAUAAGGGAAUGAUUUCAUCAACUAUUGGUGAUGAGAAGAAGAAUAAUCCGAGAAUAUUUGCCACUCAAACUCGUGAGGGAUUUAGUGAAAUUAUGAAUAAUUUGAAAUUGCCAAAUCCUAAAUAUAUUGAUAUUGCCUUACCUGCUAACUUGUUGGGUGGUGUCAAGAAGACUAACUAGAUUUGAAAAUUUAUUCUUUGUAUAUUUUAGUAAAAAAAGUAUUGUAAU
Messenger RNA from Naegleria gruberi, 848 nucleotides. Its product is annotated as metallo-beta-lactamase family protein. Gene Ontology annotation, biological process: hydrogen sulfide metabolic process; glutathione metabolic process. The record is from RefSeq and is a predicted model, not a curated record. Bases 84 to 800 code for a protein of 238 amino acids. Lineage: Eukaryota; Heterolobosea; Eutetramitea; Acrasida; Naegleriidae. Gene Ontology annotation, molecular function: sulfur dioxygenase activity. The transcript has a single exon.